AUGCAGCAUCAAGUUAAAAUCAACAGAAGCAAAAAACAUUACUAUAUACUUUGGAAAAAUCUCUCUCUUGGUCUCAUACUGCCUGAAAAGAACGACAACUGUGAACUGGAUACUAAUGGACGGGUAAUCAUUGUGGAUACCAACAAACUGAAGCGCUUUGACCCACUACAGAAUACUCAUUGCUGGCACUGGCAUAUUUCAAAGUAA
Molecule: messenger RNA, 207 nt
Organism: Mucor velutinosus
Lineage: Eukaryota; Fungi; Mucoromycota; Mucoromycetes; Mucorales; Mucoraceae
Exons: 3
Coding region: 1-207 (68 amino acids)
Source: RefSeq, a predicted model, not a curated record